AUGCGAAGCGGUCACAUCGUUAAAGAUUGCUCGUCCAAGUCCAGAUGUCAACAGUACAAAUCGAUCACCACACCCUUUAUUCCAGCUUCGACACUUGCCAAAAACCACAACCUCAUCUACUAUAUACCUCACCAUGCCAUCUGGCAGAAUGCUGACGGUAAUCCUACACUGCGCGUUGUUUUCAACGCUUUACGGACAACUUCUUUGGGAAACUCUGUGAAUCAUGUCGUACACACCGGUCCAAAACUUCAAAGUGAUCUAGUCUCUGUGCUAACCCGUUGGCGAUUACAUCGAGUAGUCUUUAGCACUGACAUUGUGAUGAUGUAUCGCAGCAUUGAUGUGGACGAACGUGACAUCGAUCUCCAACGUAUCGCAUGGAAACGUCCUGGCGAUCGAGAGAUCACGCACUAUCAGCUUCUCACUCUUACUUACGGAAUGUCUUGCUCUCCUUAUUUGUCCAUAAGAGUUCUCAAACAACUAGCCAUCGACCAAGGAAGUGAAUACCCUGAGGCUGCCAGAUUACUCACCGAGAACACAUACGUCGAUAAUAUUUUUGCCGGUGAAGAAAAUCGACUUCGGCCAAGUUGGAAAGAGUUUGAAACAGGUGAACCGACCAGCGCUCUAGGCGUUGGCUGGGAUCCUGUUUCUGACGAAUUCCGAUUUCAACCACCUAAACUUGCGGAAUCUGACCAAAUCACCAAAAGGAUAAUUCUAGCUGGUAUAGCUCGCUUAUACGAUCCAGUUGGCUGGCUCUCUCCCAUCAUCAUCAUCGCUAAAGUGUUAAUGCAGGAUCUUUGGCGAAACCAGCAAAGUUGGGAUGACCCGCUGCCAAGUUCGUUAACUCACCGAUGGCUGACUUUCAAAAACAAUCUGUCACACAUAUCAAACAUUCGAAUUUCUCGCUGGAUCGGAACCAGUCAAGGUGACGCCCUCGAAAAUCACGGAUUCGGUGAUGCAAGUAAGACCGCGUACGCAGCUGUUAUUUACAUCUGCGUACAACGACAGGAUGGAUCACGCAUCUCACGACUACUUACUUCAAAGACUCGAGUGGCGCCUAUCAAGACACUCACCAUUCCUCGGCUGGAACUCUGCGCUGCGUUCUUGGUAGCCAAACUGUUGAAGAACGUUAUUGAUGUGUUAGCGAUCUCAAAUCCAGUGGUACACGCAUGGUCUGCUUCACAAAACGUACUAAACUGGAUCCGGACAGCAGACCCAUCUCAGUGGCCUAUUUUUGUUGCAAAUCGCGUCGCAGAAGUUCAACGAAUCCUUCCAGAGACUCCAUGGCAUUACGUCUCCACAGAAGAAAAUCCAGCUGACAUCGCCAGUCGUGGGACCGAUCCUCAAACCCUCGCCGACUCAAGCCUUUGGUGGAGCGGUCCGAAAUGGUUGUCGUUGGGUGACAAGAUAUGGACCGACUUUCCUUCAGACGAUACAAUCCUUGAGAUUGACAUUGAGAAUAAAACACAGAUACAGUCUACGUCAAUUGCUCAUCUCUUUCAAACUCCACAAUCUCUUAGCAACUUUUCAUCAUUAACGCGCCUUAAACGAGCUGAAACACAAUUAUCAGAAGUCAUUCCAGAUAAAAGUGAUCCACCACGAUUAAUUUCUAAGAACAGAACUUCCUUCAACGACUCACAACUUUGA
Leptopilina heterotoma is the source of this 1644-nucleotide messenger RNA. RefSeq lists its product as uncharacterized. The coding region runs from base 1 to 1644 and encodes 547 amino acids. The transcript is spliced from 3 exons. NCBI's taxonomy places the organism in Eukaryota, Metazoa, Arthropoda, Insecta, Hymenoptera, Figitidae. The record is from RefSeq and is a predicted model, not a curated record.